UGCAUGCACGUGACAUCCGAGGAGGGUGAGUUUUUCUUCAAACGCACGGCCCCGAUUGUCGGCACUCCCAAACACGGCCGCCUGGUGGAUAUCCUGACCAUGUCACCGGCAAUGGAAGUGUGUGGGGUGUACUUCGUUACCGAUCCGGACAAGCUGGUGGAAGUCACGGUGAAGCGAAUGGAUGUCAACUGCGACACGGGUGGGCUGAUGUCCUUUGUCGACGGUUGGGAGCUGAACGGGAUGUACUUUCCCACCGAAUAUGAUCACCCGAAGAGCAUGGAGAAGCGCAUCAGCGAGUUCUGCAAUGACCCCAAGAUGUGGCCGUACAGUCCGGUGCGGAAGGCUUUCCGGUCGAGCCAGAACGCAGCGCUGGUGCAGUAUCGAAUACCGAUCAGUGGCUCGUUUACGUUGUCGGUGCGGUAUUUGAACAAUCCGGACCCUUGCAAUAUAAUGGCGGAAGGAGUAGCACCUUUCUACACUAUCCGGAACCGUGGACUUCACCGAAAUUGCUCAGUAACAGCAGUUUUUCCAGCAGUCAUGUCGGUUGUUGGCGUGGAUGUUGGCGGACGAAAAGACGGUGUAAACUAUGAUUGCGACCGACCGGACUCCGUGGAUAGAUUGGAAAUCGGAGGCUCGGCCGGGCUUGAUUCAUCGAGCAUGGACAAAUCGAGCACGAUCUGCGGCAAAAGCAUGGAACCGGGACCGGAGCAGGGCAUUUUUUGCGGUACCAGCACGGCACGAUUAAUUUCCAGCGGAAGGCACGCCAACCAGGCUCUGAUCGCAGUCCGGGUGGCCGAGGAAAACGAUAUCACUCUGGCGACGGUGCUGUGUGACAUGAGACGGAAGAAGAAGAAAUGAGUCGUUUCGGCGUCAAUAAGAUCACCAUCCAUGACAUAUUUGUAAAAUAUUUAAAGUUGUAGAUUACAUAUUUUCAUUUUUAUUUGUUUAUCCU
Molecule: messenger RNA, 952 nt
Organism: Armigeres subalbatus
Lineage: Eukaryota; Metazoa; Arthropoda; Insecta; Diptera; Culicidae
Product: corticotropin-releasing factor-binding protein-like
Exons: 3
Coding region: 4-858 (284 amino acids)
Biological process (GO): negative regulation of corticotropin-releasing hormone receptor activity; negative regulation of corticotropin secretion; hormone-mediated signaling pathway
Molecular function (GO): corticotropin-releasing hormone binding
Source: RefSeq, a predicted model, not a curated record